UGUGACUCUCUCUCUCUCUCUCUCUCUCUCUCUGUGACUCUCUCUCUCGCUCUCUCUCUGUCUGUCUCCUCAUACUACAAUCACACAGCAUACAGUAUUGUACAGUAUUGUGCAUCUUCUCUACUGCAGGUCUCUCUUAAGUGGUUGCUAUGGUCUGUUUUUGCAUUGCUAUGGGAGCUAUGCUCUCAUUGGCUCUGCCUGACCUGGUUACCAUGGAGACGUGUACAUCGGCAGGGACGCCUGGACUGCAUGGUUUCCCAGGGUUACCAGGAAGGGACGGACGAGAUGGAGAGACGGGGGAGAAGGGAGUGCCAGGUACACCCCCCCCCCCCCCCAUCUCACCCACCCACCCACACCCCCACCUGGUACAUUCCAGGGUACAUGAUCACAUCUCAAAACAUUCCCUCUUCUGUCCAGGUGUUGUAUCUGGACCAGGCCAGAUACCAGAGGGGGGCCAGAAGGGGGAGCCGGGUGUGAAGGGAGCGGUUGGGAAGCUAGGUCGUAGUGGUGUGAGAGGAGAUAAGGGAUCCCCAGGGUCAGAGGGACCCCGGGGAGAGCCAGGGGAGUCGGGCUCAGCAGGGUCUCUGUUCCAUUCUGCCUUCAGCGUGGCCAGAGGCACCGCCAGCCCUCCAGAGAAGGCCAGCCCCAUCAGAUUUACCUCUGUCAUCACUGAUGUUAACAAGGACUACAACACAGAGACUGGACGCUUCAGGUGCCGCGUGCCGGGGACGUACUACUUUGUGUACCACGCCUCGUCUGAGGAGAGACUGUGUCUGGUGUUCAAACUGGAUGGAACCAGUCUGGCCUCCUUCUGUGACCUGACGUACGGGGGCACGAAGAGACAGGUGAGUUCGGGGGGUCUGGCUACGUACUUGAAGAAGGAUCAGGAGGUGUGGUUAGAGACCAACGAUUACAACGGCAUGACGGGAAAACCUGAAGGGAACAGUCUCUUCUCUGGCUUCCUGCUCUACUCUCACUAACCUGAAGGGAACAGUCUCUUCUCUGGCCUCCUGCUCUCCUCUCACUAACCUGAAGGGAACAGUCUCUUCUCUGGCUUCCUGCUCUACUCUCACUAACCUGAAGGGAACAGUCUCUUCUCUGGCCUCCUGCUCUACUCUCACUAACCUGAAGGGAACAGUCUCUUCUCUGGCUUCCUGCUCUACUCUCACUAACCUGAAGGGAACAGUCUCUUCUCUGGCCUCCUGCUCUACUCUCACUAACCUGAAGGGAACAGUCUCUUCUCUGGCCUCCUGCUCUACUCUCACUAACCUGAAGGGAACAGUCUCUUCUCUGGCUUCCUGCUCUACUCUCACUAACCUGAAGGGAACAGUCUCUUCUCUGGCUUCCUGCUCUACUCUCACUAACCUGAAGGGAACAGUCUCUUCUCUGGCCUCUGGCCUGCUCUACUCUCACUAUAUAUAUCUCUCUCUCUAUCCCUCCCUCCAUCCAUCCAUCAAUCAAUCAAUCAAUCAAUCAAUCAAUCAAUUAAUUAAUUAAUUACUUAAUAAUGUACUUCUAUUAUUCUGUUCACUAACCUGAAGGGAACAGUCUCUUCUCUGGCCUCUGGCCUGCUCUACUCUCACUAUAUAUAUCUCUCUCUCUAUCCCUCCAUCCAUCCAUCCAUCAAUCAAUCAAUCAAUCAAUCAAUCAAUUAAGUAAUUAAUUACUUAAUAAUGUACUUCUAUUAUUCUGUUUUGAACAAUAAAGGCGUUUUAACUCAUGA
Oncorhynchus kisutch (coho salmon) is the source of this 1723-nucleotide messenger RNA. It is a transcript of the gene c1qc, whose product is annotated as complement component 1, q subcomponent, C chain. The coding region runs from base 150 to 980 and encodes 276 amino acids. NCBI's taxonomy places the organism in Eukaryota, Metazoa, Chordata, Actinopteri, Salmoniformes, Salmonidae. Gene Ontology annotation, molecular function: protein binding. The record is from RefSeq and is a predicted model, not a curated record. The transcript is spliced from 4 exons.